Molecule: messenger RNA, 2475 nt
Organism: Chironomus riparius
Lineage: Eukaryota; Metazoa; Arthropoda; Insecta; Diptera; Chironomidae
Source: the annotation of a GenBank genome assembly
AAAAAUCAAAAAUCUUAAGAAAUUUAAAUCUUAAAAAGUCAAAAUUUAAAAACUCAAAAAAUUUCAAAAAAUUGAAUUUUUAAAAAGUAAAAAGUUGAGAAUCAAAAGUUCAUUUUCACAACCGCACCCAACCCUCAGUCAUCAUCAUCAUUAUCACCACAAAAAUCAUCAUCAAUCUCGCACAUUAACACAUGCAAUUUUUACACUUGAUUUUUACUUUUAUUCAGUUCCUCGUCAUUCUCACUCUCGUUCUACAUUCCGUCGCAAAAAGAAACUUUAAACCAUGACAAAUCAAAUUCUUGAAAAAUUACUCUACUCAACACUUUACAUCAUCUUGUUCAUCUACGAUGUCCUGACACUUCCGCUAUACUUCUUCAUUCAACGUCCUUGGAAGAAUUUGGAGCUUGCCAACAAGUGUAAGUCAAAAUGCAUCAGCAGCGAUCGACAUCAAGCGACUUACAAAUCCGACCAUCCAAUUGGUGAAUACCACAAAUUAGUCAUCAAAGAACAAGCGGACACUCUUGAAAAAGUCUUUUCCCUCGUCACAAAAAUCCACGCAAAUCGCAACUGCCUUGGAACUCGAUCAAUCCUCGAGGAACACGAAGAAGUCCAAGCAGAUGGAAAAAUCAUGAAAAAGUACAUCAUGGGCAGCUAUAAAUGGCGAAGUUUUCGUGAUGCUGAACUUGAAGCUCAACAUUUUGGACGAGGAGUUCGUGAACUUGGUGUGAUUCCUCGCGAACGAGUUGCAAUUUUUGCUGAGACUCGUGCUGAGUGGAUGAUUGCUGCUCAGGGAUUGUUUAAGCAUAGCUGUGGAGUUGCGACUAUUUAUGCGACACUUGGCGAGGAUGGAAUUACUCAUGCAAUUAAUCAGACUGAAGUUUCUGUUGUUAUCACGUCACACGAUUUAAUGCCGAAGGUUAAGAAGAUUUUGGAUAAGGUUCCUUUGGUAAGGACUAUAAUUUACUUUGAGGAUCAGCUGCAUAAGACUAACAUUGAUGGAUUGGAGAAGCUUAAUGUGAUGGGGUAUAGAGAUGUUGUGGAAAUGGGGAAGAGGAGCACUUUUGCUAAUGUUUCACCAACAAAAGAUGACCUUGCCAUACUGAUGUACACAUCUGGGUCGACUGGAGUGCCUAAAGGUGUCCUGCUUACCCAUAACAAUCUAUUGACAACUAUGAAAGGAUUUUUGGAUUUUUAUGACAUCUACCCAACUGACAUCCUCCUUGGUCUCCUUCCUUUAGCUCACUGCUACGAACUACUAGCUGAAUGCUGCUCAAUGCUUGCUGGUGUGCCAAUUGGCUACUCAAGUCCCUUAACUCUAAUCGACAGCAGCCCUAAAAUAUCCAAAGGACAAGUUGGCGAUGCAAGAAUGCUAAAGCCGACUGUCAUGACAUCAGUUCCAUUGCUGCUUGAUAGAAUUGUUAAAGGAAUAAGAGAUAAAGUUGACAAAGGUCCAUUAAUGACUAGAAUUUUGUUCUAUUUUGCUUACAACUAUAAGAAGAAGUGGUUCAAAAGAGGCUAUGGAACUCCAAUAGUUGAUAGAAUUGUAUUUAAAAAAGUGAAAAAUAUUAUUGGUGGUAAUUUAAGAGCUGUGGUUAGUGGCGGUGCUCCAUUGUCUCCAGAAACCCACGAGACAAUUCGCCUCUGUCUUUGCGUCAAUACAGCACAAGGCUAUGGCUGCACAGAAACAAGUGCAUCAGGUUCACUAAUGGAUAAAUACGACAUGUCAACAGGUAGAUCAGGAUGUCCAGUGACAACAAACUAUAUAAGGCUGAUCAACUGGGAAGAGGGAAACUAUUUUGUCACAAAUCGACCAAAUCCACAAGGUGAGGUGCUGAUUGGAGGUGAAAAUAUUGCUGAUGGAUAUUAUAAGAUGCCUGAGGAGACAGAAGGUUCGUUUUAUGAGGACGAGACUGCGAGAUGGUUUAGAACUGGUGAUGUUGGUGAAAUACAGAGCGAUGGAACUAUCAAAAUUAUUGACCGCAAAAAGGACCUUGUAAAGCUCCAGCACGGUGAAUACAUCUCACUAGGACGAAUUGAAUCGAUUCUCAAGACAUGUAAAGUUGUUGAGAACGUCUGCAUCUAUGCUGACUCGACAAAGACUUACUGUAUGGCUUUAGUGCAGCCAGCUGAGAGAGGAUUGAUGGAUUUAGCUGAAUCAAUAGGAAUCAAUCAAGAUUUUGAUGAUCUUUGUGAGAAUCAGGAUGUAAUUAAAGCAGCAAAUGACUUACUAGCAAAUUAUGGCAGAGAACGUGGUCUGAAUAAGUUUGAAAUUCCAACGAAAAUCGCACUCUGCAAAGAGCUAUGGACACCUGACUCUGGACUAGUGACAGCAGCUUUUAAGAUUAAGAGGAAAGAUGUUCAGAAAAAAUAUCAAAAUGUUAUUAAUAAGCUUUAUAGAUGAGAAUAAUGAGCAAAUAAAUUAAUUUGAAUUAAAUAUUAGAAUUUAUUCUACAAUAGCAGCACCAGCCCUAUCAC